AUGCAAAGCUUCAAAGCAGCAGCUGCUCCUCUUAGUACUGCUAUUCCUCACCCUGAAAUGUACUGCUACUCUUCCUUCCUUCUCCGAGGAGGAGAAGAUAUUAGUAGCAGAAACCAGACGCGUUUUGCGGAUCUUGGAGAGCUUCAUCAACCAGCUCCUGUUUUUCCUCACGAUGAUGCUGUUGAUUUAAGCUCAAGCUCCAUGUUCAGUCAAAAAUCAGGCAAUGUCACUGUUGUGUCCCAUAACUUACCUUAUGCUACUGCCUUGAACACGAAUAUUGGGUCAGCAGAGAUAGCAACAGCUGGAGCAGGGUGUUUGGACACAGGGCAAUACAUGUACCAGAAGGAGACAGGGUUUGGUUCGUCUUUGGGAAACGGGCAGAGUAUUGAGAAUUGGGGAGACUCAGGGAUGGCAGAUAAUAGCCAACAGACUGACAGCUCAACAGAUGUCGAUACUGAUGAUAAAAACCAGCUUUAUGGAGUUCAGCAUGGUGCAGUUGUGGUUGUGGAUUCUAUGGAUCAAUCCAAGGGAAGAACUGGUGACCAAAAGACUCUUCGAAGGCUGGCUCAGAAUCGUGAAGCUGCAAGGAAGAGUCGACUUAGAAAGAAAGCAUAUGUCCAGCAGCUCGAGAAUAGUCGACUCAGGCUUACACAACUAGAGCAAGAGCUUCAACGAGCACGCCAGCAGGGAUUUUUAAUUGCAUCUGGAUUUUCUGGGGAUCAUGGCCAUUCAAUAGCAGGAAAUGAGGCCUUUGCGUUUGACUUGGACUAUUCACGCUGGCUGGAUGAACAUCAUCGGCUGAUCAAUGAUUUAAGAUCAGCCAUGAAUUCUCAUAUGAGUGAUGAUGAGUUACGGCUUCUCGUUGAUGGUGUAAUAGCACACUACGAUGAAAUAUUCCGACUGAAGAGCAUUGGUGCAAAAGCUGAUGUAUUUCAUAUGCUUUCGGGCAUGUGGAAGACACCUGCAGAAAGAUGCUUCAUGUGGUUAGGUGGAUUUCGUUCUUCUGAACUUCUCAAGAUUCUUGGGAACCAUCUUGAACCGUUGACAGAUCAACAGUUGAUGGGCAUAUGCAAUCUGCAGCAGUCAUCCCAACAGGCUGAAGAUGCCUUGUCUCAAGGGAUGGAAGCUUUGCAGCAAUCGCUUGUAGACACACUGUCAUCCACCUCUCUAGGCCCUGCUGGUUCUGGAAAUGUUGCUGACUACAUGGGCCAAAUGGCAAUUGCCAUGGGGAAGCUUGCAAUGAUAGAGAACUUCCUUCACCAAGCUGACCUAUUAAGGCAACAAACUUUGCAACAAAUGCAUCGAAUUUUGACGACUCGUCAGGCUGCUCGUGCCCUUCUUGUUAUCAGUGACUACACUUCACGUCUCCGGGCACUGAGCUCUUUAUGGUUAGCACGCCCCAGAGACUGA
This is a messenger RNA of Dovyalis caffra, 1410 nucleotides long. The record is from the annotation of a GenBank genome assembly. Lineage: Eukaryota; Viridiplantae; Streptophyta; Magnoliopsida; Malpighiales; Salicaceae.